UGCCUUGGCAGAGUCUGGGGUCCCUGGACUGAGCCAUCAGCUGGGUCACUGAGACCCAUGGCAAGGAAACAAAAUAGGAAUUCCAAGGAACUGGGCCUAGUUCCCCUCACAGAUGACACCAGCCACGCCGGGCCUCCAGGGCCAGGGAGGGCACUGCUGGAAUGUGACCACCUGAGGAGUGGGGUGCCAGGUGGAAGGAGAAGAAAGGACUGGUCCUGCUCGCUCCUCGUGGCCUCCCUCGCGGGCGCCUUCGGCUCCUCCUUCCUCUACGGCUACAACCUGUCGGUGGUGAAUGCCCCCACCCCGUACAUCAAGGCCUUUUACAAUGAGUCAUGGGAAAGAAGGUAUGGACGUCCAAUAGACCCAGACACUCUGACUCUGCUCUGGUCUGUGACUGUGUCUAUAUUCGCCAUCGGUGGACUUGUGGGGACGUUAAUUGUGAAGAUGAUUGGAAAGGUUCUUGGGAGGAAGCACACUUUGCUGGCCAAUAAUGGGUUUGCAAUUUCUGCUGCAUUGCUGAUGGCCUGCUCGCUCCAGGCAGGAGCCUUUGAAAUGCUCAUUGUGGGACGCUUCAUCAUGGGCAUAGAUGGAGGUGUCGCCCUCAGUGUGCUCCCCAUGUACCUCAGUGAGAUCUCACCCAAGGAGAUCCGUGGCUCUCUGGGGCAGGUGACUGCCAUCUUUAUCUGCAUUGGCGUGUUCACUGGGCAGCUUCUGGGCCUGCCCGAGCUGCUGGGAAAGGAGAGUACCUGGCCAUACCUGUUUGGAGUGAUUGUGGUCCCUGCCGUUGUCCAGCUGCUGAGCCUUCCCUUUCUACCGGACAGCCCACGCUACCUGCUCUUGGAGAAGCACAACGAGGCAAGAGCUGUGAAAGCCUUCCAGACGUUCUUGGGUAAAGCAGACGUUUCCCAAGAGGUACAGGAGGUCCUGGCUGAGAGCCGCGUGCAGAGGAGCAUCCACCUGGUGUCCGUGCUGGAGCUGCUGAGAGCUCCCUACGUCCGCUGGCAGGUGGUCACUGUGAUUGUCACCAUGGCCUGCUACCAGCUCUGUGGCCUCAAUGCAAUUUGGUUCUAUACCAACAGCAUCUUUGGAAAAGCUGGGAUCCCUCCGGCAAAGAUCCCAUACGUCACCUUGAGUACAGGGGGCAUCGAGACUUUGGCUGCCGUCUUCUCUGGUUUGGUCAUUGAGCACCUGGGACGGAGACCCCUCCUCAUUGGUGGCUUUGGGCUCAUGGCCCUCUUCUUUGGGACCCUCACCAUCACGCUGACCCUGCAGGACCGCGCCCCCUGGGUCCCCUACCUGAGUAUCGUGGGCAUUCUGGCCAUCAUCGCCUCUUUCUGCAGUGGGCCAGGUGGCAUCCCGUUCAUCUUGACUGGUGAGUUCUUCCAGCAAUCUCAGCGGCCGGCUGCCUUUAUCAUUGCAGGCACCGUCAACUGGCUCUCCAACUUUGCUGUUGGGCUCCUCUUCCCAUUCAUUCAGCUCCUGCUUCUUCUCCUUUCACUACUCCGAAUACAGCCUGGAUUCAAGCUGCCACCGCCACCACCACCACCAAAAAAGAACACCCAUUGUAAAUGGUCAUGUGGUACUUCCUCAACCUGGAAUGACCUUCCCCUCUCCUCUUCUCCUGGAGAACACCAAGUCAUGAUGUCAGACAAGAGCUUGGAUUUUGGAGACACAGUUUCUUGACCUGGGCGGUGCUCCAAAGAGGAUUCUAGCUUGGCUUUUGUGAUAGAGAAUGGAUACAUUAUUAGACCUGAAAAGCCGGAGGAGGGAGGAAUGGUCCCAAAAGGAAGAAACUGUGCUUGUCUUCACAAUAAAGAGCAGAGAAGUGGGGAGAGGUAUUGAAAGCUGUGGGUGGAGUUUUGCAGGGAAGAUUGUGUGAAAGAGGUGAGGGAACUACGAUCUGGGGGAAUGUGGAUAGGAGAGUAAAAGGGAAUUCUAGAGAACAAUCCCUACUGACUUCACACAACUUAAGAAAUGCAAGUAAAGGGCCAGGUGCGGUGGCCCACACCUGUAAUCCCAGUACUUUGGGAGGCUGAGGCAGGUGGAUCACUUGAAGUCAGGAGUUCAAGAAGAGCCUGGCCAACAUGGUGAAACCCCGUCUCUAUUAAAAAUGCAAAAAUUAGCCAGGCAUGGUGGGAUGUGUCUGUAAUCCCAGCUACAGAAAGAGAGAGAGGUGGCUGAGGCAGGAGAAUUACUCAAACCCAGGAGUUGGAGGUUGCAGUGAGCCAAGAUCGCACCACUGCACUCCAGUCUGCUGGACAACAGAGCAAGACUCGGGGGAGGGGGGGAGAAGGAAAGAAGGAAGGAAGGAAGGAAGGAAAAUAGAAAUAGAAAUGCAAGUAAAGAAUUUCAGUUUGAAAAUUGCCUUUUGUCUACUGAACAUGAGACUGCUUGGAGACUGGGCAACAUGGAUUUUUAUAAGUUGUACAAAGCACUUAGCAAUGUUUGAACCUCUCCAUCCUGCAAAGCCAGCUCAAUCACUUCUCCAGAAAGACUUACUGAGUCCUCUGCACUGAACAGGUGUCCUGUGUUCCAGGAGAGCCCUGGGCUGGCUCCUAGUGCAGCCGUUAUGACCCUGGACUACACCAUCUUUCACAUCACUGCCUGGCCCUCUAGAAUCUCAGCCUCUUAAAUCAAGAAAUUGUGUCUUGUUCAUGUCUGAAUUCCCCAAGCAAACACAGUGAGUGGGUGCUCGACAAAUCUUUGUUGGUAAUGAGCAAAAAAGGGGAUUCUGUGCCCAACACCAUGAAAUCAAUGCACAGAAGAUUCAAUCAACCAAGAAAGGUGCACAGACGUUGGCCACACACACUGACAUUUGUUUUCAGAUGUUCCAGUCCCCCUGACUUUCACCAAUCCAUUCAUUCAUUCCACAAGCAUUUUUGAUGGGGUGGAAGCAAGACAAUACAUGGUGUGUAAGUCACAGAUUGGGUGGGUUUGUAUAAUGAGUAUAGAAAAACUUCUAGCAGAAGAUGAUAAAGUAUAUCAAGAAAGGGCUCUCUUCAAGAUCACACCACUGCACUCCAGCCUCGGUAACAGAGGGAGAUUCCAUCUAAAAAACAAACAAAGAAACAAACAAAAAAAAACAGAGAUGGGGGCAAGGGAGCUCUUUUUUUCUAAUUAGCACUAGAUUGCCAUUUUAGCUAGGGAUUCUGCUGCAACCAUCUCCCAGACCCUAUUCUAGGGCCCGGGGAUAGAAACAGAAUUAAAAACAUAUUCCUUAUCUUUCUUGGGCUUAUAUUAUUGAGGAGAGAGAAAUAAACAAUUUCAAAAUAAACAAUGUCAUACAGUGCUAAAUGCUAUAAAUAAAAUCAAACAGAAUAACGAAAGAGGGAGUAGCUAGAUUGAAGGGAAAAGCUGCUUCAGAAUGAGUUGUCAAGGAAGCCUCUUUGUAAUCAGAAAGGUGAGAAGGAUGUAGUCAGGCAAAUAUCAGGAGUAAAUUAUUCUCGGAGGAAAGUAAGCCCAUGCAAAGGCCCUGGGGCAGAGUGAGCUUAUUUGAUAAAGAGGUAAAAGGGUCAGGAUAUCUGUAGCAAUAGUGGCCAAGGGAGGGAGAGGUAUGAGACAGAGGAGGUGAGCCCUGUUGCCAUGGUGAGGGCAUGAGGAUUUGUUCUAAGUUCCAAAUACCUGGAAUUAAUGUCCUUUGAACUGGACAAUAACUACGAGCCUUCAUAUCUCAAUGCUACAGUCUUUAAGCCCCUGUUAUAAGAGCUCAGAGGCUUCAGAGAUGACAGGAAACACCAGAAUGCUAGGGUGGAGCAUAUCUAGGUGCCUUCUCCCAACUCAGACCCUUUGACUGUACAAAGACACAGGUUUCAAGGCUGAGAUCCACAGAACUCUAGCAAAUACUUCACAGACACCAACCAAUGACAGCAGGUGCUGCCUGUCACCCUGGAGCACCAGGCAGCAUUUCAAAGCACUCUUGCUGUGCCGGCCUCUGAUUGCUGGUUAUAGGGAGGUCUGGGGUAGUCCCAAAAGCUGGGAUGUCCAAGGUAGCUGGGGUCAGUCAGGAGGCUCAGGAAAGUGGCAGGAAAAUAUUUUCCUCCCUGGUAGAGCAACAGUGGGGUAUCCAGGCUGAAUAUCAGUGGCGAGAAGGACGAUGGCACAGCACCAAGACCUGCAGAACAAACUUUGUUAGAGCUGAAUCCAGAAAAGCAACCUUCUUCUAAGCCACUCUCCUGCCCCUUAUUUAAUUAUUGUGCUUUUGGGUGUACUUGGACUACUCUGAAACAUUCAGAACUCUGUCAAAAAUAAAAAGAAAGACUUCUUUCCUC
This is a messenger RNA of Gorilla gorilla gorilla (western lowland gorilla), 4268 nucleotides long. RefSeq names its product solute carrier family 2 member 9 (gene SLC2A9). The coding region runs from base 58 to 1683 and encodes 541 amino acids. Gene Ontology annotation, biological process: dehydroascorbic acid transport. Gene Ontology annotation, cellular component: plasma membrane. Lineage: Eukaryota; Metazoa; Chordata; Mammalia; Primates; Hominidae. Gene Ontology annotation, molecular function: D-glucose transmembrane transporter activity. The record is from RefSeq and is a predicted model, not a curated record. The transcript has 13 exons.